AUGGGUCUACUGAGUUCUAAAAACCCCGAAACCAAGCAAGCCCGGAUUCUUCUUUUGGGACUUGACUCAGCUGGGAAGUCUACCCUCCUUUACAAAUUAAAGCUUGCUAAGGAUAUUACGACCAUCCCAACAAUAGGUUUCAACGUGGAGAUGAUCGAGUUGGAAAAGAGUCUUUCACUCACAGUCUGGGAUGUUGGAGGACAGGAAAAAAUGAGAACCGUGUGGGAGUAUUACUGUGAGAACACCGAUGGGCUGAUGUAUGUUGUGGAUAGUACGGACAAGCAGCGACUGGAAGACUCCAGGAGAGAGCUGAAGCACAUUUUGAAGAAUGAACACAUUAAAAAUGUGCCUGUUGUCCUGUUAGCCAACAAACAGGAUGUACCUGGAGCUCUGACUGCCGAGGACAUCACCAGAAUGUUCAGAGUGAAGAAGCUCUGCAGUGACCGGAACUGGUAUGUGCAGCCCUGCUGUGCCAUCACCGGGGAUGGACUGAUGGAGGGGUUCAGGAAAUUGACUGGAUUUGUGAAAAGCCACAUGAAAUCAAGAGGAGACACUUUAGCAUUCUUUAAGCAGAACUGA
This is a messenger RNA of Neomonachus schauinslandi (Hawaiian monk seal), 579 nucleotides long. RefSeq names its product ADP ribosylation factor like GTPase 14 (gene ARL14). Gene Ontology annotation, cellular component: cytoplasm. NCBI's taxonomy places the organism in Eukaryota, Metazoa, Chordata, Mammalia, Carnivora, Phocidae. The record is from RefSeq and is a predicted model, not a curated record. Bases 1 to 579 code for a protein of 192 amino acids. The transcript has a single exon. Gene Ontology annotation, biological process: intracellular protein transport; vesicle-mediated transport. Gene Ontology annotation, molecular function: GTPase activity; GTP binding.